AUGACCCAAACCCGGGCAUCUACCCUAGCCACAGUGGCAAUUCAACACAAGGUGAUCCCUCGGCCCCUACCAAAAGAGUUUAAGAAGCUGUCCAGCCGCGCUACACCUUACGUUCGGUUGUGGUCUAUUAUGCGAAUCACCUCUAGAAACUUAAGGAAGAUGGCGCCCGAAUUCCUAGAUACGGACAAGCCCAUUCGCCAACAAGCACAGGAUCACUGGGCGUCUUUUGUUGAAAAUGCGCAUAAAGCACAGUAUGAUCUAUUAAAGCAUUAUGAAGGUGAUUGGCCAGUCGAGGCCUACAUGACACGCUACCUGUCAAACAGAUUGACCGUCAUAUUGAUGGAGAAGGAAACUAUGGAGGGAAAAAGGAACCAAUCUGUUACCAAAGCAAAAUCGACAAGCCCAAACCAACCGUUGCGGUCCGACCAGUUAAACAGUUCCCUUACUGUCCCUACGCCAAGGGUGUCAGCAUCCGGCACAGUGGCGCACAGCCGCAGCCGCACCCCCUUCCCUACACCUACACCCACUACAUCUGCACCCACACCCUCCCCUCUCGCAGUUUCUACUUAUAGCCCCCUGACCCGUAAUGGUAAUAGCGAUGACUCUGGGCUUAGUUACUUCCUAGGCUCCCUUCAGCCAGAUAUUACGCACAUUCUCCCAGUCCUGAAGGAAAUCGGAAUCACCGAUGGUAAGGAUGUAGAGGCACUCAAACUAUGGCCCUCGGGAAGGCGACGCGAAUUUUUGUCGUACCACUUAGGAGGCAAAUUAUCACCGUUUGAACUCGCAACGUUGGAGCUGGGAACGACAGGAGAAUUGGGACUAGGCAUGGCAUCAAUUAAGAACCUUCAGGCAACUCAAUCAAGUACAAUUGAAAAAAGUCAAGGUGAUAAAAUCAUCACUACGGAAGUGAUGUCGUCCUCGUUGAAAUCGGGACACACCAUCCACAUCCCAACUGAUUCAUCAGGAACGUCACCAAAUUUUGAGAAUUAG
Serpula lacrymans var. lacrymans S7.9 is the source of this 990-nucleotide messenger RNA. RefSeq lists its product as uncharacterized. The transcript is spliced from 8 exons. The record is from RefSeq and is a predicted model, not a curated record. Bases 1 to 990 code for a protein of 329 amino acids. NCBI's taxonomy places the organism in Eukaryota, Fungi, Basidiomycota, Agaricomycetes, Boletales, Serpulaceae.